CCCGGCGGCGGACGCGGGGCAGGGAGAGGGGCGCUCGGAGGGACGGCAGCGGGGGUCCCGGCGGGGGCUGCCCAGGGCCAGGGCCAGGCUCCCGGAGCUGCACAGCAUGGACCCCCCGGAGCCGGAGCCGGAGCCGGAGCCGCCUGCCCCCACUGCCGCUGCGGAAGGAAAUGAAGUGAAAUACGAUACGAACAAUAAUGAGGAGGAGGAGGAGGAGGGAGAGCAGUUCGAGUUUGACAGCGGAGAUGAGGUUCCAGAAGCCGACAGAGGAGCCCCGGGCGCCCCCGAGGCCGGGCACGUGGGAGCCGCCGCCCCCACCAGCUCCGGAGGGGAAGACGGGACGGGGACCGACCUGGGCGCGCCGGUGGAACCGACCAAGCUUGGGGCCCCAGCGAGAGUGAACCCCUACUCCGUCAUCGACAUCACGCCCUUCCAGGAAGAGCAGCCCGCGCCCCCAGACCCCGAGGCCGAGGAGGAGGGCGUGAGCCUGCACGUGCCCAGCGGGUACUCGGUGCCCGUGCCCUGCGGCUACGCCGUGCCCUCCAGCCUGCCCGCGCUCCUGCCCGCCUACGCCAGCCCCGUCAUCGUGCGCGCCGUGUCCCUGGACGAGGAAGAGACGCCCGAGGUGGGGGAAGACGGCCAGUGCAACUGUCUGAGUUCCGAGGACCCAGCAAACAGUGAGGACCGGGCCCAGGCCGGGGACAGCGCCCUCGCCCGCUGGGUGGCCGAUCCCGCCAACACCGCCUGGAUGGACAACCCCGAGGAAGCCAUUUAUGACGACGUCCCGAGAGAGGAGUCGGACUCCGAGCCAGAUGAGAUGAUCUACGACGACGUCGAGAACGGAGACGAGGGCGGAAACAGCUCCCUGGAGUACGGAUGGAGUUCCAGUGAGUUUGAAAGUUACGGGGAGCAGAGCGACUCCGAGGGCAGGAACGGGGUCCCCCGCUCCUUCCUGCGCAGCAGCCACAGGAAGCAGCUGUCCCACGACCUGGCCCGGGUGAAGGCGCGCUAUGAGAGAAAGAUGAGAGAGUUGGUGGCCAGCACAGUGGGCGCGGGGGAGAUUCAGCAGCUAAAGCAGAAGCAGGAGCUGAAGGUGCAGAAGCUGAUGAAGGCUGCCAAGGAGGGCACGCGGGACGGGCUGGAGAAGACCAAGGCCGCCGUGAAGCGGGGCCGCUCCUUCAUCAGGACCAAGUCCUUCAUUGCCCAAGAUCCCAGGCCGGGCCUCGAGGAGGAGCAGAGCGUGUUCAUCGACGUGGACUGCCAGCACCCCGACGCCGUGCUCACCCCGAUGCCUGAGGGGCUGACCCAGCAGCAGGUGGUCAGGAGGUAUAUUCUGGGCUCGAUUGUCGACAGCGAGAAGAACUACGUGGACGCCCUCACGCGGAUCCUGGAGCAGUACGAGCGGCCGCUGGCGGAGAUGGAGCCGCGGGUGCUGAGCGAGCGGAAGCUGCGGGUGGUGUUCCACCGCCUCCGGGAGGUGCUGCAGUGCCACCGCCUGUUCCAGAUGGCGCUGGCCAGCCGCGUGGCCGAGUGGGACGCCGUGGAGAUGAUCGGCGACGUCUUCGUGGCUUCGUUCUCCAAGUCCAUGGUGCUGGACGCCUACAGCGAGUACGUGAACAACUUCAGCGCGGCCGUGGCCGUCCUCAGGAAGGCCUGCUCCACGAAGCCCGCCUUCCUGGAGUUUUUGAAGCAGAGCCAGGAGUCCAGUCCAGACCGCGUCACGCUCUACAGCCUGAUGACCAGGCCCAUCCAGAGGUUCCCGCAGUUCAUCCUGCUGCUCCAGGACAUGCUGAGGAACACGCCCCGCGGACACCCCGACCGGCUGCCCCUCCAGAUGGCGCUGACGGAGCUGGAGACGCUGGCAGAGAAACUGAACGAGAGAAAGCGAGACGCGGAUCAGCGCUGCGAAAUGAAGCAGAUCGCGAAAGCCGUGAACGAGCGAUACCUGAACAAGCUUCUCAGCAGCGGGAGCCGGCACCUCAUCCGGUCCGACGACGUGAUCGAGACCGUGUACAGCGACCGCGGGGAGGUCCUCAAGACCAAGGAGCGGCGGCUGCUCAUGCUGACCGACGUGCUCAUGUGCGUCACCGUCAGCGCCCGGACGGGCCAGGACAGCCACGCGCUGCUGCCGGCCGGCCAGAGGCACCUGCUGAAGUGGAGCGUGCCGCUGGGCCACGUGGCGGUCGUCGAGUAUGGUCACCCUGAGGGCGCCGCCGAACACCCCCCCGAGAGCCUGGCCGUGGUGGCCAACGCCAAGCCACACAGAGUCCACGUGGGGCCCGGGCAGCUGUACCAGGACCUGCAGAACCUGCUGCACGACCUCAACGUGGUGGGGCAGAUCGCGCAGCUCAUCGGGGACCUGCGGGGGCACUACCAGAACCUGAACCAGGCCGUGGCCCACGACUGGGCGUCCGGGCUGCAGCGGCUGGUCCUGCGGAAGGAGGAGGAGAUCCGCGCCGCCGACUGCUGCCGGCUCCAGCUGCAGCUCCCGGGCAAGCAGGACAAGUCCGGGCGGCCCACCUUCUUCACGGCCGUGUUCAGCACCUUCACGCCCGCCUGCAAGGAGUCCUGGCUCAGCAGCCUGCAGAUGGCCAAGCUCGCGCUGGAGGAGGACAACCACAUGGGCUGGUUCUGCGUGGAGGACGACGGGAACCAGGUCACAAAGGACAGACACCCGCUCCUCGUGGGACACAUGCCGGUGACCGUGGCCAAGCAGCAGGAGUUCAAGAUCGAGUGCGCUGUCUACAACCCCGAGCCCCACCCGGGCCGCGCCGGCCGGCCGGACCCCACAGGCGCAGCCCAGGGCUUCCUGUGGAUCGGAAGCUGUACGGGCCAGAUGGGCCAGAUCGCCAUCGUCUCCUUCCACAACUCCAACCCCAAAGUCAUCGAGUGCUUCAACGUGGAGUCACGCAUUCUCUGCAUGGUGCACACGCCCGCGGAGCGGGGCCCCCAGCCCAGCCCCGCCCCGGAGCCCGGGGCCGCGGCCGGGAGCGCGCCGGGCGUCCCCACCGUCUGCCUGGGGACCGAGGAAGGAAGCAUCUCCGUCUACAAAAGCAGCCCAGGCGCCAAGAAGGUGCGGCUGCAGCAGUUCUUCACCCCCGACAAGGCCGCGGUCCUGAGCCUGGCCUGCACGCCGCGCAGCCUGUACGCGGGCCUGGUCGAUGGGGCCGUGGCCGUCUACGCGAAGGCGCAAGACGGAUCCUGGGACGCGGAGCCCCGGAAGGUGAUAAAACUGGGCGUGCUGCCGGUCCGGAGUCUGCUGAUGGCGGAGGACACGCUGUGGGCCGCCUCGGGAGGCCAGGUCUCCGUCAUCAGCGCGGAGACGCACGCCGUGGAGAGCCGGCUGGAGGCGCACCAGGAGGAGGGCAUGGUGGUCUCGCACAUGGCCGUCGCCGGCGUGGGCAUUUGGAUCGCCUUCACCGCCGGGUCCACGCUGCGCCUGUUCCACACGGAGACCCUCAGACACCUCCAGGACAUCAACAUCGCCACCCCGGUCCACCACCUGUUACCAGGGCACCAGCGGCUGUCCGUGACCAGCCUGCUCGUCGGCCACGGCUUGCUGAUGGUGGGCACCAGCCUGGGGCUCGUGGUGGCCCUGCCCGUCCCUCGUCUGCAGGGCAUCCCCAAAGUGACAGGGCGGGGCAUGGUCUCCUACCACGCACACCACGGGCCCGUCAAGUUCCUGGUCAUGGCCGCCGCGCCCAGCGCCGACAGGGACAAGCCCGGGGACAGCCCGCCGCCCGGCCCGGAGCCGCAGGAGGAAGACCGGAAGGACGCCGCCCCCAGCGAGCGCGCCGGGCCCUGCCCCAGCCCCAGCCCGGGCGGCCCGGACGCCGCCGUGUGGCUGGGGGGUUCGCUGGGCUCCGGGACGCACAGGAGCGAGCUGUCGGGGUCGUCGGGGUCCCUGGAGCCCCGGCCCGAGGACAGCACCCUCCAGGACCUCCUGCGGCACCCCAGCACCCUGCCGGGCGGAGGGCGCCGCGCCCGGAGGGCCAGGGUCAGCUCGGUGCUGGUGGCGUGCGGGGGCCAGGGCCACCGGCGGGUGGGCAGGCGGCCCCGGCAGCAGCGGCCCGAGGAGCUGGCCUCCUCCGUCAUGGUCUGGCAGAUCCCCCUGCUGCACGUGUGACACGGGACGGCCGCAUCUGCACCCCGGGACCACGCACAACAGCUUCGGGGAGAAAUGUGCAAUAUCGUGGGGGG
This is a messenger RNA of Eptesicus fuscus (big brown bat), 4200 nucleotides long. It is a transcript of the gene ARHGEF10, whose product is annotated as Rho guanine nucleotide exchange factor 10. Bases 107 to 4126 code for a protein of 1339 amino acids. The transcript has 29 exons. Gene Ontology annotation, molecular function: guanyl-nucleotide exchange factor activity; protein binding. Gene Ontology annotation, biological process: mitotic spindle assembly; actin cytoskeleton organization; positive regulation of stress fiber assembly. The record is from RefSeq and is a predicted model, not a curated record. Lineage: Eukaryota; Metazoa; Chordata; Mammalia; Chiroptera; Vespertilionidae. Gene Ontology annotation, cellular component: centrosome.